AUGGCGACAGGGGGACUUCUGCUGCUCCUCCUGGGCCCGGGCCUGGUCCUGAGCGAUUCGACGCCGCUGCCCCGUUUCGUGUGCAGCCCCCUCCCCUGGGACUCGGAGCCCGCCUGCCCCCGGGACUCGGGGCCUCCCGACGAGGAGGCCAAGGAGGCCGUGCUGCGGCUGCGGGAGGCUCUCGUCCAGCACAAAGAAGCGCUGCUGGAGCAACGCGAAGCUGUGCGGGAGCUCACGGCCAAGCUGGCCCGCUGCCAGGCCGCCGCAGCCCCCCGGACUCCCCAUCGCCGCCCCCCCCACCCGCUUGGGGAUCUCCCCUCCGGAGGGCUGGACCAUAUGGUGGAGACCCUGAGGGAGCGGGUGGAGCAGCUGGGCCCCAACAGCUCCUCGACGCUCCGGGCCGCGCUGCAGCAGAAGACUGACUUUGUGGAGAGGCAGCAACGCGGGCCCCCGCGUGACCCGGGGAGGCGCGCCCCCGACCACGGGCACUCGCCCAAUCACGUGCACGAGUGGGAGGAGCGCGGCCCCGAGGGCCGACACGGGCACGACCACCCGUUGGGCCGGAGCAAAGGGGCCGCCUCGCCGGCCGGGGGCGGAGAGAAAGGGACCCGGAGGCUCUUGGGAGAGUCGAGGCCCCGAAGCUCCAGGCCUCGAGUCUUCGCCCCUUCCUCAGCAGGACCACCACCUGAAGAAUUCCGCCUGAGCUUCACCCUCCGCACCAACUACAUGUAUGUCCGGGCCAAGAGGACCUUGAGGGAGGAGCUGUUCGCCCUGAGCGUCUGCUUGUGGCUCAAGCCGGGCUCUGCGGGCUUGGGCCUGGGCACCCCCUUCUCCUAUUCUGUGCCGGGCCAGGCAAACGAGCUGGUUCUCAUCGAAUGGGGCAACAAUCCCAUGGAAUUGCUCGUCAACGACAAGGCCGCCACACUGCCCCUGGCUCUGACAGAUGCUAAAUGGCACCAUGUGUGCGUGACUUGGACCACACGGGAUGGAGUGUGGGAGGCCUAUCAGGAUGGGGUGCGGAGAGGCACCGGGGAGAAUCUGGCCCCGUGGCACCCCAUCAAGCCAAGCGGCAUCUUCAUCCUGGGGCAGGAACAGGACACGCUGGGCGGUCGUUUCGAUGCCUCCCAGGCUUUCGUGGGCGAAAUCUCAGACUUGAACCUGUGGGGCCGGGUCCUGGGGCCAACCGAGGUCUCGCAGUUGGCGGCUUGUGAGGUCCGAGGGACCGGCGACGUGCUAGGCUGGAGUGAGGCGGCCCUGGAGCUGCACGGUGGGGUAGCCAAGUUACCCCUCAGCGCCUGCCACUGACUGAUCCCAGCGCCGGCUCCAGGGUGGACCUCCUGCCCCCGUUGGCCAAUCCCGCCCCUCCAUCCUGCCGCUUUUUGUGGGCAAAGGGAGGACAAGCCUCCCCCCCCACCCGGCACCAUAUGAGGGGCAGGAUCCCACAAUACUGGCUGACUUGAGGCAGGUGCAGGAUGACCGUUGUACUCCUCAUAGCCAUUCAGUCCUAUUAAGCGCUUUUAUCCAGCCUCAAGAUCACGGCGAGACUCUGAAUGUCUGUCUACCAACACCUUGUAUGCCCUCCCUGGCACUACUGAUCCCAGGGGCAUCAGUGCAGGGGGCUGGGGGAUGUCUAUUGGACACAGGAACCACACAACCCUCCAGCCUUUUAGAGUAGAGAAAAGACAGCAGGGAUAUUUAGAGUGCUGGGGUUUGUCAGACCUGUUGAUUCUCUGUGCUAAGUGAUGGAGAAGGAAUCAGGCUGGGGAGGUGGGAGGCGGAGGGGUGGAAGGACCCUGCUUAAAGACAGACUUCAUUCCUUCACCCCUUAACUAUAAUAGGUAGCAACAGCCAGAGCUCAAAGUCCCAAACCAGGGUGGUGGUUGUGCCCAACCAUGUAUCUGCUUUAUUUCUGACCGCUCUGCUUAUAAACAUUUUUAUAUUCAUGUCCCCACCUAGAGUGUAAGCUCCUUGUAGGUGGGGAAUGGAUCACUUCAUCA
This is a messenger RNA of Ornithorhynchus anatinus (platypus), 1997 nucleotides long. RefSeq names its product neuronal pentraxin-2-like. The transcript is spliced from 6 exons. NCBI's taxonomy places the organism in Eukaryota, Metazoa, Chordata, Mammalia, Monotremata, Ornithorhynchidae. The coding region runs from base 1 to 1305 and encodes 434 amino acids. The record is from RefSeq and is a predicted model, not a curated record.